Messenger RNA from Ornithodoros turicata, 701 nucleotides. It is a transcript of the gene Spase22-23, whose product is annotated as signal peptidase complex subunit 3-like. Gene Ontology annotation, cellular component: membrane; signal peptidase complex. The transcript is spliced from 5 exons. NCBI's taxonomy places the organism in Eukaryota, Metazoa, Arthropoda, Arachnida, Ixodida, Argasidae. Gene Ontology annotation, biological process: protein targeting to ER. The record is from RefSeq and is a predicted model, not a curated record. The coding region runs from base 93 to 632 and encodes 179 amino acids.
ACAUUGCGCGAUUUGUCGCCUCUCCGUGGAACGCCAACGCUUCCGUGGUUAGCUUACGUAGCAUCGUUCUCCUACGUGUGUGUUUUUAAAAGAUGAAUACAGUUAUUUCACGAGCAAAUGCGAUAUUUGCAUUCACCUUAAGCGUUCUUACGGCGCUGACAUUCAUUUGCUUCCUAUCAACAGCAUUUUUCCAAUACAAGUCCGAUGUCAGUGUGCAAACCGUCAAGGCUGUUGUAAAAAAUGUCCAAGACUUCAGCACAUCUCGGGAGAUGAACGAUCUUGGCUUUGUAGUGUUUAAUCUGCAGGCCAAUUUGACACACCUCUUCAACUGGAAUGUGAAACAACUGUUCCUGUACCUGACUGCAGAAUAUAAAACUGAGAAUAAUGUCUUGAACCAGGUUGUUCUUUGGGACAAGAUCAUCAGGAGAGGAGAAGAUGCUCUUCUGUACCUGAGGGACACCAACACAAAGUAUUACUUUUGGGAUGAUGGGAAUGGGCUCAAAGGUAACAAGAAUAUUACACUGUCACUCUCAUGGAAUGUGAUUCCCAAUGCUGGCAGUCUACCCAAUGUCAUAGGCACUGGCCGACAUAGCUUCUCCUUCCCAACAGAGUAUGUCACAUCGAGGAUGUAAAGUAUUGUCAUGGACUUUAUAUUGGUGAUAUAUUCACCAGCGAAUAAACUUUUUUUUUUCUAAACUGUA